AGCAAUUGCACAACAAAAACUGACAAUCACGGUUAUUAACUUAUAAUUUUGGGCUUCCUCUAUUUCAUUCAACCCUUCUCAAUCACUAAUCACCAUCCCUUCCUCUCAAACCAUCUCUAUCCUUCGAACAACAACCCAACAAAAAACACACAGAUAAAUAUGGCUUUGACAACAAGCACUCCAUCUCUUACAUCAAGAUCAAUUUUCGGAAACUCAAAUGGAUUCAAUUCGCCGAAACCUCAUCAACCCAAUUUCUGUUUGCUCCCAAUUAGAGCCUCGAAAUCUCCAUCAACAUCCACAACUACCCAGAAUCCGAAUCCAAAAUGGUCUUUAGACAGUUGGAAAGCAAAGAAAGCCCUUCAACAACCCGAAUACCCUGACCUGAAUGAGUUGGAUUCAAUUCUUAAGACCCUUGAAUCUUUCCCACCAAUUGUAUUCGCGGGAGAAGCUCGGAGCCUCGAAGAAAGACUUGGUCAAGCGGCCAUGGGAAACGCGUUUUUGCUUCAAGGGGGCGAUUGUGCUGAGAGUUUCAAGGAGUUUAGUGCUAAUAAUAUAAGGGAUACUUUCAGGGUUCUUCUUCAGAUGAGUGUCGUUCUUAUGUUUGGUGGUCAGAUGCCUAUUGUUAAAGUGGGCAGAAUGGCUGGUCAAUUUGCAAAGCCAAGAUCAGAUGGUUUUGAGGAGAAGAAUGGAGUGAAAUUGCCAAGCUACAGGGGUGAUAACAUUAAUGGAGAUGCAUUUGAAGAAAAGGCGAGAAUUCCAGAUCCUCAUAGGAUGAUAAGGGCAUACACUCAAUCUGUGGCAACUUUGAACCUUCUAAGGGCCUUUGCUACUGGAGGUUAUGCUGCCAUGCAAAGGGUCACUCAUUGGAAUCUUGAUUUCACCGACCACAGUGAGCAGGGUGACAGGUACCGUGAACUAGCCCAUCGGGUUGAUGAAGCUCUUGGCUUCAUGGCUGCUGCUGGACUUACACUAGAUCACCCAAUCAUGACGACAACAGAAUUUUGGACAUCGCAUGAGUGCUUGCUCUUGCCAUAUGAGCAAGCUCUUACAAGAGAAGAUUCAACUUCUGGAUUGUACUAUGAUUGCUCUGCUCACAUGAUUUGGGUUGGAGAACGUACACGACAACUUGACUGUGCUCAUGUUGAGUUCUUGAGAGGGGUUGCUAACCCUCUUGGUAUUAAGGUAAGUGAUAAGAUGGAUCCUAAUGAACUUGUUAAGCUGAUCGACAUUCUUAACCCUCAAAACAAGCCUGGGAGGAUUACUGUGAUUACCAGGAUGGGUGCGGAGAAUAUGAGGGUAAAACUUCCGCAUCUUAUUAGAGCCGUUCGUCGUGCUGGUCAAAUUGUAACUUGGGUUAGUGACCCAAUGCACGGGAACACCAUCAAGGCUCCUUCUGGUCUCAAAACCCGGUCCUUCGAUUCUAUCAGGGCGGAGGUUAGCGCAUUCUUUGAUGUUCAUGAUCAAGAAGGAAGCUACCCUGGAGGAGUUCAUCUGGAGAUGACGGGUCAGAACGUGACAGAGUGUGUAGGAGGUGCACGUACCAUCACAUACGAUGAUUUAAGCUCUCGCUACCACACACAUUGUGAUCCAAGGCUCAAUGCUUCUCAAUCGCUAGAAUUAGCAUUCAAUAUUGCCGAGCGUCUUCGUAAGAGAAGACUAGGAACACAACACCGUUUAAGCUACAAUUCUCUUUAGGAAGUUUAAGGAUCUCCCUUAAAUUUCUUGGUGUCAUAUAUAUAUAUAUAUAUAUAUAUAUAUAUAUAUAUAUAUAUAUAUGUUGUCAAAUAGAUAUAUGAAUAUAUACCAACAAAAAAGGGAAAUAGACUACUGCAUGUUUUUUUUUUCCAAAACUAUUUGAUCUGUGGGUCUAGUUUUGCAAGACCCAGAUCCGGAUCCGCGGAUAUUGUGGAUCCAGUACCGGAUUCGGGUUCAAAACGGGUCCGACUUGUUUUUGCUUUUUUUUUUUUUUUUUUGUAUUUUUGAAUGUGUUGAGAUUGUAAUAAAGUGAUAUUUAUAGAUUAAUGUUAAUA
Amaranthus tricolor (Joseph's coat) is the source of this 2030-nucleotide messenger RNA. RefSeq names its product phospho-2-dehydro-3-deoxyheptonate aldolase 2, chloroplastic-like. Gene Ontology annotation, molecular function: 3-deoxy-7-phosphoheptulonate synthase activity. Gene Ontology annotation, biological process: aromatic amino acid biosynthetic process. The coding region runs from base 160 to 1695 and encodes 511 amino acids. The record is from RefSeq and is a predicted model, not a curated record. The transcript has 5 exons. NCBI's taxonomy places the organism in Eukaryota, Viridiplantae, Streptophyta, Magnoliopsida, Caryophyllales, Amaranthaceae.